UUUACCCAGCCAAGCCAUCUAGUCGAUGGCAAUGAGAAUCCCUUGCCUAGGUGAGGUGAGGUGACCCUCAUCAGAUUCAUUCACCAAGGAAGGGGAAGGGGAUCGAUUCAAUUGAUAGGACAAUGGUGGGCGUGCUCUCCAACCAGGUGGAUCGGAUGGACAUCGCCGCCGGGGAUCACAUCUACUCUUGGAGAACCACCUACCUCUAUGCCCACCACGGGAUAUACAUCGGUGAUGCCAUGGUUAUUCAUUUUACAAAAGCAGCUGGACAUGAAAUUGGAACUGGGACGUUGUUGGACAGGUUCCUUUUCAGCUCAUCUCUAGCAACGGAGGGUCCUCCCUGCCAGAAAUGUGGUCACUUGAUUAAUAAGCAGCAGGGAGUCAUAACAUCAUGCCUUGAUUGCUUCCUAUAUGGGGGCAAUCUGUACAUGUUCGACUAUGCGGUGUCCGCUGCUUUCUUCCUUGCAAAAGCACGUGGGGGAACAUGCACCCUGGCUGCAUCGGACCCUGCUGAUGUUGUGAUCCACCGUGUCCAGCACCUCCUGAAUAAUGGGUUUGGCAUGUAUAGUCUGUUCAAGAACAAUUGCGAGGACUUUGCUAUAUACCGCAAGACAGGGCUGCUUGUGGAGACUUCUUUCAGUGUUGGGCGCAGUGGGCAGCUGGCCUCCCUGACGGCUGCGUUCAGCGCAGUGGCCUCAUCGCCGCUCCGGUUCCUGACAACUAGUGCUGGUGGACUGGCGAUUGUGACAAGCGGCAUGUACUCUGUGGGGCGAUAUGUGUCAGAUAUUGGUGUUCGGCGCGAUGUCAUCAAAGUCCCUGUUGAAAGGCUAGUGGAGCACUGGUCGCGAGAUCCUGCGCCUGCUUCUCAACAACGUCGACAGGAAUGCCAUGGAGACGGGCAUGGCGGCUGCGUUCCUGUGUCGCGAAGCUAGCGCUUGCUAACAGGAAAAGCAGUGUGCUUCUGCGAUGCUAAGAGAAAAUAUUAUGUUGCCGAAACCGAAUGACAUUGCAUGACGCAAUGUAACGAUUGUUGUACUUGUAUUCUGACCAUAUGCAUGUUAUUGAUUGACCGGCCAUCGUUUCAAUUUACUCUA
This is a messenger RNA of Oryza brachyantha (malo sina), 1094 nucleotides long. RefSeq names its product protein LEAD-SENSITIVE 1-like. The transcript has 2 exons. Lineage: Eukaryota; Viridiplantae; Streptophyta; Magnoliopsida; Poales; Poaceae. The coding region runs from base 123 to 932 and encodes 269 amino acids. The record is from RefSeq and is a predicted model, not a curated record.